Capronia epimyces CBS 606.96 is the source of this 273-nucleotide messenger RNA. RefSeq lists its product as uncharacterized. Lineage: Eukaryota; Fungi; Ascomycota; Eurotiomycetes; Chaetothyriales; Herpotrichiellaceae. The record is from RefSeq and is a predicted model, not a curated record. The transcript has a single exon. The coding region runs from base 1 to 273 and encodes 90 amino acids.
AUGUUUGGCGGCGAAGACUGGACCGGGCUCGGCGGGCUCUGCGAUCGCAUUCGCAGAACCGUCGCUCACCGGUCGUGCGGCGAGGCUGCCAAUCCGUUCGACCGGCGCAAGAAAAGACGCCGAGACACCCAGGACGGUCCGAGAGGCGACGGAUUAGCUGAUGGACCCAGACCUGGAUCUGGAGCCGGAACCGGGAUCGGCGAGACCUUUGAGAAGAGGAGGAAGAUCAUGCAGCAGCGAGCGGCGAAGAAGACUCAUGUCCAAGAUAAGUAG